AUUUAUGUUUAUAUUCUCCCCGUCAAUUUCGUAGCAAAUAUCACACAAUUUUUCUUCAAUAUUUUUACUUAUACACAGCAAAAACGAGAGAAAGAGAGAGAGAAGAAAAGUUUCUCUCUUUGGGGUUCUGUGAAAACCAAAAUCGAAAUCGCAUCAUAAUCUUAAAUCUCUCUUCUUUCUACGAAUUUUCAUGUUUAUGUUCCCUCUCUCUUGAUUCUCCACCAUUUCACUAUUCACAUAUUUUUUUUUUAUUGAUAAAGUUUUCUCCUUUUUUUGAGUUUUACGAGAGGAUUUUUCAAAGGUCUAAACUUUCUUGGGAUCUAUCAGAUUGUCUUGAAACUAAUGCUUACGGGUUUUAACAGGUUGAUUGAUUGAUCAUACCACCAUGGAUAUGCAUCAUCUCUGAACCAAUGGGGAAACAUUUCUGACAUUUAAUGGAUCCUCAAGCUUUCAUUCGUCUUUCGGUUGGCUCUCUUGCUUUGAGAAUUCCCAAGGUCCUUAUAAACUCUACUUCAAAAUCUAAUGAGAAGAAGAACUUUUCUUCUCAAUGCUCUUGCGAAAUAAAACUACGAGGCUUUCCUGUUCAAACAACAUCUAUCCCUUUGAUGCCGUCCCUUGAUGCAGCUCCUGACCAUCACAGUAUUUCCACUAGCUUUUAUCUUGAAGAAUCUGAUUUAAGAGCUCUUUUGACACCUGGAUGCUUCUAUAGUCCUCAUGCUCACUUGGAAAUCUCGGUUUUCACGGGUAAAAAGAGUUUGAAUUGCGGUGUUGGUGGCAAAAGACAGCAGAUUGGGAUGUUUAAGUUGGAGGUAGGUCCUGAAUGGGGAGAAGGAAAACCAAUGAUUCUUUUCAAUGGUUGGAUCAGUAUUGGAAAGACCAAGCGGGAUGGUGCUGCAGAGCUUCAUUUGAAAGUGAAACUUGAUCCUGAUCCUCGAUAUGUUUUUCAGUUUGAGGAUGUUACUACCUUGAGCCCUCAGAUAGUUCAGCUCCGUGGCUCGGUCAAGCAACCUAUCUUCAGUUGCAAGUUUAGCAGAGACAGGGUGUCACAGGUGGAUCCGUUGAAUGGGUACUGGUCAAGUUCAGGCGAUGGAACUGAGCUUGAGAGUGAGAGACGUGAAAGAAAAGGAUGGAAGGUGAAGAUACAUGAUCUCUCUGGCUCUGCAGUUGCUGCUGCUUUCAUAACAACUCCUUUUGUUCCAUCCACUGGAUGUGAUUGGGUCGCAAAGUCCAACCCGGGUGCUUGGCUUGUGGUCCGGCCUGACCCAUCUCGACCAAACAGCUGGCAGCCAUGGGGAAAGCUCGAAGCUUGGCGGGAACGCGGGAUCAGAGACUCCGUGUGUUGCAGAUUCCAUCUUCUAUCAAACGGUCUAGAAGUUGGAGAUGUUUUAAUGUCUGAAAUCCUCAUCAGCGCUGAGAAAGGUGGGGAAUUUUUAAUCGACACGGAUAAACAGAUGCUAACAGUUGCAGCUACACCAAUUCCAAGCCCGCAGAGUAGUGGAGACUUCUCAGGGUUGGGACAGUGUGUCUCUGGAGGUGGGUUUGUAAUGAGCUCGAGAGUGCAAGGGGAAGGGAAAAGCAGCAAGCCCGUUGUACAAUUAGCUAUGAGACAUGUAACUUGUGUGGAAGAUGCAGCCAUUUUCAUGGCACUUGCUGCAGCUGUUGAUCUUAGCAUUCUUGCUUGUAAACCUUUUAGGAGAACGAGUCGGAGAAGGUUCCGGCAUUACUCCUGGUGAAGAAAGGAACUCUCUUUUGUGUGUUUUAGUGUACAGUUUUUGAAUUGGACUCAAAGUCUCAUUGUAUUAGGAAGAAACUGGCUUAAGGAUUAAGAAAUUUCACUCUUCUCAG
This is a messenger RNA of Arabidopsis thaliana (thale cress), 1845 nucleotides long. It is a transcript of the gene ASG1, whose product is annotated as nuclear factor 1 A-type protein (DUF1005). The coding region runs from base 435 to 1733 and encodes 432 amino acids. The transcript is spliced from 3 exons. The record is from RefSeq and is marked reviewed. NCBI's taxonomy places the organism in Eukaryota, Viridiplantae, Streptophyta, Magnoliopsida, Brassicales, Brassicaceae.